Molecule: messenger RNA, 888 nt
Organism: Symbiodinium pilosum
Lineage: Eukaryota; Dinophyceae; Suessiales; Symbiodiniaceae
Source: the annotation of a GenBank genome assembly
AUGGCCCUGGAACAAAGCUUGAAAGAAAUCCUCGGCAUGAAGUCCGGGGCUCCCAAAGACUUCGAAGCCUGGCAAUCCCUAGCCAAACCUCCGGAGAUCUAUGACCCCCCGCAGAGAGCAAGAUUUUGCUUGACAAGGUUCGUCUAUUGUGCUGGCAAGUCCUCGCUUUGCUGCUUGAUUCCCCCGGCCCGCCUGUGCUUGGCCCCAUGCUGCCAGAACAGGUUCGCAGACAUCACUCAGUCUGAUGUGUGGUUGGAGCAAAUGCUUCAAGUGCCAAGCCAUCAGAACACCCCGCAUGCGCUGAAAGGCGCAUGGUGGCUGCAAGAGAACAUCGCCGGAGAAGGUAUUUUGACUUUUCACGAUGCCGAGUGGGUCAGUGAAGCAACCGGAAUGAAGAGCUCGAAAGUUAAUUGGACCAUCGAUGCUUGGAACCUCUGGGGCGUGAUCUUGACCUGCAACGGGUACUGGACAGGCGGAGGCCAUCUUUUGGAAAUGUCGCCCGACGGCAAGUGGAUCCACAUUACCUUCGGACCGGGCAAGGCAGCACAUUGGAUCUACGUGAUUCAGCCUGGCGAUGUCUUCAAGACGCCAGAAGGUGAAGUUCUAGAUGUGACCCCUGGGGAGGACAUGAUGCGGAUUUCCCAGGACAGCCUGGACACCAGUUCCAAAAUCACGUUUCAGUACCUGGUGCGGCGUGUCGCUUACCUCGACGAUAGCGGCAAGCUUGUGAAGACGCCCAACUAUGACAAGCUGAUGAAGGUCGCCAAGAAGGGUUCUCAGUUCUGUUGCUUUGAUUGCGGUGACGCCAAACUCGAUGCAAUCCAAAGGACGCAGAACUAUAGGGUCGCCACGCCACCAGCGCAGGUGACUAUGAGUGAAAGUGUGUAA